Lucilia cuprina (Australian sheep blowfly) is the source of this 929-nucleotide messenger RNA. Its product is annotated as lectizyme-like. The transcript has a single exon. Lineage: Eukaryota; Metazoa; Arthropoda; Insecta; Diptera; Calliphoridae. Gene Ontology annotation, molecular function: serine-type endopeptidase activity. Gene Ontology annotation, biological process: proteolysis. Bases 34 to 858 code for a protein of 274 amino acids. The record is from RefSeq and is a predicted model, not a curated record.
AUUAAUUAGUAAGUGUUUGUUAAUUUACACAACAUGAAGGUUUUAGUAGUUCUCGCUGCUUUAGUGGCUUGCGCCCAAGCUGGUUCUGUUUCGAAUAUCGCUCAGAAGCUUAUUCCUAGCUUCUCGACCGGCUUUGUCAUCAAAGGCCACGACGCUGUUCCUCAUUCAGCUCCUUACAUUGUAUCAUUGAGCAGCACUACUAAACAUUCCCACAUUUGUGGUGGUACCAUCAUUGCCAAGGAUUGGGUAUUGACUGCUGCUCAUUGCAUCAAUAAACCCGUUGGAAUGGGUGUUGUUGCUGGUUUACACGAACGCUUGAACAUUGACAACAAAACCCAAUCUCGUGAAGUCGAUUGGGGAAUGGUCCACGAAAAGUAUACAGGUGGUGUUGGUCCCUACGAUAUCGCCAUUUUGCAUCUUUCAGAACCAUUGGAAUACAACGAAUACGUUCAACCUGCCUCCUUACCGGCCGUUGAAGAAAUCCAUUCUGGUGAAACUCAUUUGUACGGUUGGGGUCAACCUAAAGCCUUCGUUUUAACUGGUGCCAAGAUUUUGCAAACUGUCGAAUCCGAAAUUGUUGAGUUCAAUGCCUGCAAGGCUGCUUUGCCUGAAGAUGCCCCCAUUCACGAGACCAACAUUUGUUCCGACUCUAUGCAAAAAGGUAUUUCUGCUUGCAACGGUGACUCUGGUGGCCCCUUGGUAAUUGAACGUGAAGGUGCACCAUCUGAAUUGAUUGGCAUUGUUUCCUGGGGUUACAUUCCCUGCGGUUUGGCUAACUUGCCUUCUAUUUACACCCGUGUUUCCGCCUACAUUGAAUGGGUUGCCAAAAUCCAAAACGCUUACUACGUAUUGCACUAAAUUCUAUUUAUUCGGUAUUAAAUUUUAAUAAUAUAAUAAAAAUUUAACUCAAAUUUUAACACCCAUAAAAA